AUGGGUUCUAAACAUCAUCCCGAUUUAGUAAUGUGUCGAAAACAGCCAGGAAUAGCAAUUGGAAGACUAUGUGAAAAGUGCGAUGGAAAGUGUCCAAUUUGUGAUUCUUACGUAAGACCGAACCUUCUGGUUCGAAUAUGCGACGAAUGUAAUUAUGGAAUUAACCAGGGAAGAUGCGUAAUCUGCGGUGGCCCUGGAAUCUCAGAUGCAUACUAUUGUAAAGGAUGUUGCCAAUGUGAAAAGGAUAGAGACGGCUGCCCUAAGAUUAUUAAUCUAGGAAGCGCAAAAACAGACUUAUUUUACGAAAAAAAGAAAUAUGGACAGACGAAACAGUUUAUUUAG
Theileria annulata is the source of this 342-nucleotide messenger RNA. RefSeq names its product PHF5-like zinc-finger protein, putative. The transcript has 3 exons. The record is from RefSeq and is a predicted model, not a curated record. Gene Ontology annotation, cellular component: U2 snRNP; catalytic step 2 spliceosome; precatalytic spliceosome. Gene Ontology annotation, biological process: mRNA splicing, via spliceosome. NCBI's taxonomy places the organism in Eukaryota, Apicomplexa, Aconoidasida, Piroplasmida, Theileriidae. The coding region runs from base 1 to 342 and encodes 113 amino acids.